CCCCAUCCGCAGCCCGCGCCUGUGUCCCUCUCUCCCGAGCCAGUACACGCACCACUCCCCCCACUUCGAUCUAGCAAUCCCGGCUCGCCGGAACCCUAGCCAGCAGCCGCCAUGCCGCCGCGCCGCGGUAGGGGGAAGGGGAGGGGGAAGGGUAGGGCAAAGCCGAGAGCCAAGGCCAUCGAGCGCGAGCGCGAGCCCGAGCCCGAGCUCGAGGAAGCCGUCGAGUCCGAGAUCGAGGCGGGGGACGCGAAGGCGGAGGAGGAGUCCAGCGCCGAGAGCGAGGACGCGAAGGAAGAGGAUUCGGAGAGCGACGCCGAGUCCAUGGAUGCAGAGGCCAACGAGGAAGCCGCCGAGAACGGAGCGGAGGAGAUGGAUGCGGAGACUGAAGCCAAAGCCGGCGGCGAGGCCAAGGCUGAAGCGGUAUCCACCGAGGCGGAGGCGAAACCUGACGCCGCCUCGGAUGCCGAAGAUGAAGAGGGCGGUGAGUCUGGCUCCGACCGCGAAGCAGAUGCCAAGGGCGCUGAUCCGAAGGCCAAAGCGGAGGAGUCCGACGGCGAGGAUGAGGAGGGAGCCACCGCCGAGACCGACGGCGAGAGUGAAGAGGAAGCCGCUGAGACGGGCGGCGAAAACGAGGAGGAUGGUGGGGACUCCGACACCGAAGGUGAUGCUGAGGAAUCCCCUCCGUCCCCUCCUUCCCGCACUCGCCGCCGUAAGCGAGUGGCCACUCCCGAUGAUGAAGCAGAGGAGACCCCUACGCCGUCGCGUCGCCGGCGCCGUCGGAAGUCGGGGGAGCGAGGUGACUCUCCGCCGCCACUUCCUGACCACCUCCGCUGCCGUCGCAGCGAUGGGAAGAAGUGGCGCUGUUCGGGCCGUGCGCUCCCAACCGUUAGUUUCUGCGAGUACCACUACGCGCGGGCCAACAAGGGCAAGAAGCUACCAGCGGAUGGGGAGGUCCUUGCUGUUGCUCUUCAGAGGCAGAAGAACAAGAGGAAGGGCAGGAGGAGCAUCAAUCCGCCGAUGUCCCCUCAGGCAGCCACGACUGACCGCCAGACCAGGGAUCUCCCGAACGGACUGAUGACCAUCUCGCCAGGUAGCAGUGGACCUGCAGCACUGUCAAGUCCUGUUACUACAAAGGUUGGUGUAGAAAUUCCUGCACCUAUACAGCGGUGCUAUCGUUCCAAGAAUGCUGAGCCAUUGCCUGUUGGUCCUGUAAAGGUUGUUCCUCGUGCGAUGAGUAUGACAAAGGCAGCAGCAAGAACAUGUCACUGCUGCGGGAUAAAGAAGGCAGCGCGUGUUGCCAAUUGCAAGAACUGUGAUAAGAAUUUCUGUAACAGCUGCAUUAAUAAAUGGUAUUCUAAGUUGUCCAGGAAGGAUAUAAAGGCUCGUUGUCCAGCUUGCCGUGGUCUCUGCAAUUGUAAACAAUGCAACCUUGGUCAUACCAAGGGUGCUAUGCAUAAGGAACCGCCAAGUGGUGAAAGGAAGAUACUCAGCAUAAAAAUUUCCAACCAUCAAUUUUACAAGCUUUUACCUGUAAAACUUGACCAGGAGCAACUUGAUGAGUUGGAAUUAGAAGCUAAAAUACAAGGAACAAAAAUAUCUAAUGUCCGCGUUCAGGUUGCUGAAAAUGGUCAGAACGAGUCACUCUACUGUAAUAUCUGUAAGCUCUCUGUGAGCCAAUUCUUGAGAUGCUGCCCAACAUGCCCUUUCAAGCUGUGCCUAAGUUGCUGUCAGAAGAUACGUGAAGGAAACAUGUCGGACAGCACACCCGAAGAUAAAUUCAAGAACCGGCUGCUUCAACAAGAGUCUGUCCAUGAGGAUGGCAGCAUUACUUGCCCUUCGAUUGAGCUGGGUGGCUGCGGUGACGCCAUGCUGAACCUGAUAUAUGCAUCUCCAUCUAGCCAGUCUGAAGAGCUCAGUUCAGAUUGUGAGCUAGAUGCUGCAGGCAAUCAUUCUGGAGUGAAGGAUGCUCAGGUUCAUGGUUCACCUGUACCUGAGAGUAAUGGAAGAUUAUCAGCAGCUGCCCAGACAGAAACAAUGUCCACAUAGUCUCUGAAGAUGCAGUUCUCGUUGGCUCAUCUUUCAGGUGGGAGCGCAAGCUGACUUGUUCAUUACCAUGAAGCCUGAAGAUGUGUAUGAUAUGGUCAGACUUUGGUAGAGGGUAGUUUGCCUGAUUAGGUUGCUUGAUUUAGCGCGGUUAUUGGCCUAUAUGGCCAUUGAUUUUAGGCCUGUGACCAGUGGAUAAUUUUAAUUGUUGUGUUCGUCUUUGAUCCGGGAGUCAUUAUGCUAAACAUCGUUGUACAUAUGGGUAUGACUUUAUUUUUGACAUUACCGAGAGGCGAGAGCUGAUGGAAUGGUUGUAUUGCCGUUCGUUUAAGGGAUUACCUGGUUAUCUGUCCAUCAGUAUUCAGUAGCGCA
This is a messenger RNA of Sorghum bicolor (sorghum), 2415 nucleotides long. RefSeq lists its product as uncharacterized. Gene Ontology annotation, cellular component: chromatin; histone deacetylase complex. Lineage: Eukaryota; Viridiplantae; Streptophyta; Magnoliopsida; Poales; Poaceae. Gene Ontology annotation, molecular function: transcription coregulator activity; chromatin DNA binding; histone H3K9 demethylase activity. Bases 112 to 2046 code for a protein of 644 amino acids. Gene Ontology annotation, biological process: regulation of transcription by RNA polymerase II. The transcript has 6 exons. The record is from RefSeq and is a predicted model, not a curated record.